AUGCCAGCGCAAGCCGCAGGCAACCUGAGCGCCUCCAGGAACGUGAGCGCCUGCCCCAGCGACAGCAGCAUCAGCCAGGUCAUCUUCCCGCUGCUCUACACGCUCCUCUUCCUGGUGGGCAUCACCAUGAACGGCCUGGCCACCUGGAUCUUCUUCAAAAUAUCCAGCAAAUCCAACUUCAUCAUCUUCCUCAAGAACACGGUGAUCUCCGACAUCCUCAUGGUGCUCACGUUCCCCUUUAAGAUCCUCAGCGACGCGAAGCUGGUGCCGUGGGUGCUGCGCGGAUUCGUCUGCCAGGUCUCCCAGGUCGUCUUUUACUUCACCAUGUACAUCAGCAUUCUGUUUCUCGGCCUCAUAACCAUUGAUCGCUACCAAAAAGCCACCUCUCCCUUCCGCACGUCAACCACRAGGAGCCUGCUGGGAGCCAAGCUCCUGUCCACGGCAAUCUGGGUGUCCAUGUUCAUGCUCUCCUUACCCAACAUGAUCCUGACGAACAAGAAGAAGACGCCGAGGAACGUGAAGAAGUGCGCUCUCCUCAAGUCCGACUUCGGCCUCGUCUGGCACGAGAUCGUCAACUACGUCUGCCAGCUCAUCUUCUGGGCCAGCCUGGCGGUCAUCGUGGUGUGCUACGUACUCAUAACCAGGGAGCUGUACAAAUCCUACAGAAGGACGAAAAGCACGGGGAAAGCGGUGUCCAAAAAGUCUGUAAACCUCAAGGUUUUCAUCAUCAUUGCCGUGUUCUUCAUCUGCUUUGUGCCCUUCCAUUUUACCAGGAUUCCCUACACGUUGAGCCAAACGAGGCAGGUCUUUGACUGCGCAGCCCAGAGGACCUUGUUCUACCUGAAGGAGAGCACGCUGUGGCUGACGUCCCUCAACGCCUGCCUGGACCCCUUCAUAUACUUCUUUCUGUGCAAGUCCUUCCGYAAGUCGCUGCUGCAGACGCUGUGCAGGGCCCCGGUGCCGGCGGAGCUCCGGCCGCGCGGCGCCGACCACAACGACGGYGACGACACCGACGAGACCCCCGUCUAGACGGGCACAAAGCGGUGCCUGCUGCUGGAACUAACAACGCACCAGGGCUCGUGCUGAUCAACUCAGUGUCUCUGAUUCUGUCACCUUCUUUCUUGCCCUGCGCGCUAGACAAGCGCACUGGAACUAACGUCACCGGUUGCAAAUAUCAGUGGAGAAAUUGCAAAGCCUGAAGAAAGCAAAAGAGCAUCCAUUGCUCAGAGCUGUCAGAAUGAACACACCAAAGCCAAGAAAUGACACAGGAUGAGGUUACAAACUGCCAAAUUUCCACAGUUCAUCCUGAAUUUGGGCCACAGCAGACGUGUCCACACCAGAAUAAACCUGGGAGAUGCAAAUGAAUUCCACACAAGCGUGAUUCUUCAUUCCAGGGAGCUGUCACCUGGCCUGCAUCUCCGUACAGAUACAAGACAUACACAAGCUACUUAUCUCUUCAGAUUUCUGGCACCAGAAUAACAUUUUGCUUAUUACAUUAUACACUUGCAAUUUUUAAUACACUGGCCAAUAAUUACUAGCUGCAUGUCAGAGGAAAUUAUUUUGUAAUCAGGCUUAUCUAGAUGUGACUUAAAUCUUUAAAUAUUUCAUCUUAUUAUGUGAAGAAUAAACAAGCGUACCUUUUAUAAAGAAAGCCAUACUGUGCUGGGAAAUGUCUGGAACCUCCCUUUACCGAGUGCUCAGUCCUGUGGGAAGGAGGGCUCGAGGUCUUUAGGUCUUUACU
Messenger RNA from Nothoprocta perdicaria, 1741 nucleotides. It is a transcript of the gene P2RY12, whose product is annotated as purinergic receptor P2Y12. The record is from RefSeq and is a predicted model, not a curated record. Gene Ontology annotation, cellular component: membrane. Gene Ontology annotation, biological process: blood coagulation; G protein-coupled receptor signaling pathway; negative regulation of adenylate cyclase activity. NCBI's taxonomy places the organism in Eukaryota, Metazoa, Chordata, Aves, Tinamiformes, Tinamidae. Gene Ontology annotation, molecular function: G protein-coupled purinergic nucleotide receptor activity. The transcript has a single exon. Bases 1 to 1029 code for a protein of 342 amino acids.